This is a messenger RNA of Scatophagus argus, 911 nucleotides long. Its product is annotated as 40S ribosomal protein S27-like. Gene Ontology annotation, molecular function: structural constituent of ribosome; RNA binding. Gene Ontology annotation, biological process: ribosomal small subunit assembly; translation. The transcript is spliced from 4 exons. Bases 134 to 379 code for a protein of 81 amino acids. The record is from RefSeq and is a predicted model, not a curated record. Gene Ontology annotation, cellular component: ribosome; cytosolic small ribosomal subunit. Lineage: Eukaryota; Metazoa; Chordata; Actinopteri; Scatophagidae.
GUCUCUUCCAGGACUUUAUUAUAGACGUUCGGACAAAAAAUACAGCUGAUUCUGUUGAGAGGCGCGCUUGAACCUUUUCAUCGUUAUUACAUCUUAUUUGUACUGGACCACAAACUUGAGAGAUUUGAGCACAAUGAAUGAUCUGAUGCACCCCAGUUUCGUGAAGGAGAGGACAAGGCACAAGAAGAAGAGGCUGGUGCAAAGUCCCAACUCCUACUUCAUGGAUGUUAAAUGCGUAGGCUGCUACAAGAUCACCACCGUCUUCAGCCAUGCGCAGACAGCUGUACCCUGUGCCGGCUGCUCUUUAAUCCUCUGCCAACCACGAGGGGGCAAAUGCAGACUAACUGCAGGUUGUGCCUUCAGAAGAAAAAAAUCCUGAGCAGAAAUCUGCCAAAACACUGUCAACAGGCAGCAGUGUGGACCAUGGACAAAGGAGUCUGGACCUCACACUCCAUUAUUUUAAAUGUGGCAGAUCCUUAGUGGAGAAAUCACCUUUAUCUGUAUGGUAUCCUAAUCAUGUGGAAUGAAACUUCAUCCCUCCCUUGUGGGGUUUAAUAUGACAGAGGGUCCAUUCAAGAUCAGCUUAAAUCAUAAAAAUGAAGACAUUCUUAUGUGCUGAGAUAGAAUUGGAUGUGUAUUAGACUUUAGGGGAGCAGAAGUACUUACCAUUGAAUAGUUUUGACUACUUGAGCUGACAAAGUGAAAUAUGUUUCGUAAUCAUCAAAAUGCACAAAAAGUCCCAUGAGUCACGAUUUCUGUAAAACAUUUAUUAGGUUGACAAAGAGGGGGUGGUGGUGAAUGAAAUAUUUCAAAAUGGUCUCAAUCACAUGAGCGGUGCUUUUCAAGGCCCUGACUUGAGAUGAAACCACACUGACCAUCACAAACAAAAAUAAAAACAAUUGAAGAAUUUA